CGAGUGCAUAAUGUGGAACAGCAUACAACGAUAGAGAGUUCAUAUUCUACAUUAUUUCGCAGUGCAAUCGAUUUGGUAUACACUUGAAACUGAAAACGACGCGGAAUAACACCGAUAACAUUGACACAAGUUUUUCAUGUCGAUGAAUGUGGUUCUAAAUAACGACUUAAAGAGUUUUUCAUUGGAUUCAAAAUAGCAUCUGAAAUGUUCGCUUUAUCAAUUAUAUGUAAUUCACUUUUUGUGCUACUGGACGGUACAAGCGUACUUGUUUUCAUUGUGACAUUUCUACUGAUCUACUGGUCAACACGGAGACAUCCUGGCAUACCUCCUGGCCCUGGUCGCUGGCCGAUCAUCGGUAACCUGGGGUCGCUAGCGGGACCGGACACACUCAAAGUAUUCCGAGAUCUUCGCUGUAAAUACGGCGACGUAUUUGCACUGUAUUUUGGUUCGGAACUUACCGUUGUACUGAACGGAUACGAAGCUAUAAAGGACGCGUUCUUAAAGCAAGGUCGCUAUUUUUCAUUUCGACCCGAGAAUGACUUCACAGCCCGUUCAAUAAUCACGGAUCUGGUAUUCGGUAAUGGUCCUGAGUGGAAAGCAAAACGUGUGUACAUUAUGAACGCUUUCCGCGAUAUAUGUUUUAUCAGGAAUGGCGCCGUCUUGGAGAAAAUUGUACACGAGGAACUAGACUUGCUAAUUGACGAUAUUACACACAUCGAGAAACCGUUUUGUCCAAGAAAAACAAUGUCACUUAGCUUUGCCAGUGUGAUGUUUAACAUCCUUCACGGUAAACGACCCGAACGCGAUGAUAAACGAUUUCAGUGGUAUCUUGACGAACUUGACUUAGGGUUUCAGCGCUUUCUAAAGACUCAAUUGCGGCAUUAUUGUUUCCCAUGGUUGGACAAACUUCCUGGUGACCUGCUUCGAUUUCAAUAUAUAAAGGAAAAAUCAGCAUUAUUGACCGAGUAUUUUGAUGAAGUUUUUAAGCAGAGAGAGGCGGUUGCUCUACAACGAUCCCGGGAUUGCUUGUUAGAUAUCUUCCUGUCUGAGGACAGCCCCGUGGCACGUGACGAGAUUUGCUACCCUGAAGUCCAGGCCAAAUUACACGCCGAGAUCACGCGAAAGAUCGGUAAAGAGUUACCUGCGAUAAGUGACCGUUCCGAUGUUCCAUACGUGGAAGCUGUGAUACUGGAAACUUUGCGGAUUGGAAGCAACGUGCCUUUGGCCGUGCCUCAUUUUGUGAAGGAGGACGCGUCAUUUAGAGGUUUCUAUAUACCCAACGGCACAACUAUCAUCGCAAAUGUAACCUCCGUGCACCACGAUCCAUCAGUGUUUCCAGAUCCUUUCGCAUUCAGGCCAGAGCGUUUCCUCGAUGAAUCCGGACGUGUUUUGCAAGCAUCGGAGCAAGUGAUCCCGUUUUCUAUGGGUCAAAGGUCGUGUAUAGGGGAAUCCAUCGCACGCAUCGAACUGUUCCUGUAUGUGACAAGGAUUGUACAAAACGUGGAGUUCAGAUUACCUGCUGGUUGCAAAAGGCCAACACUUAAUGGUGUUUUCGGAAUAACGUACAGACCCGAGGACUAUAAUGUAGAUAUUGCGAAGAGGAAUUAGAACUAAACUUUGAGUGAAGCACAGUCAAUUCAAAGGUGCUGUUAUUUGAUACGAACCAUAUUGGAAUAGUCCGGCAACAUUUGGCAUGUCCAAAGACCUGUAUAUUGAUAGGUCUUUGGCAUGUCUAUGGAAUGAAAAUGGUGUUGGUCCGUAUUCCGUAUUUUGUUGAAUUUUCAAAUGAGCACAGUAAGAUGUUUUAUCCGAAACACGUUUAAUAAUUUCAAUCUUAACCCGACGUUAACAAAUGCAAGUUCAAAUAAAUAGUGCUCUUGUAUUAUUUGUCGAUCAUUUGCCCUAAUAAAAGAGCGCUAAAAUUAUGCUACAUUUAUACAACGUCACGCCAUCAGCAUGGGAAGCGUUGGUGUUGCGAUUUUUGUAUACAAACUUUAUAGCGCGGAGAACAUUUAGAAUUUGUUGCAAAACACGCUUAGCAGAUCUUCUGACUGCAGUGUAGACUACGAUGUUUUGACAAAAGCUAUCUAUACACAUGUGCGAAUGCAACUCUUUGCCGGUGUACUAGUCCAUAGUUACCGACAAUAAAUUGUUUUGAAUUUCCUUAUGGUUUUAAUCAAUACGUUUUAUGCAUAAAAUGGAUGAAAUAAAGCACUGAUACAUAUA
Messenger RNA from Dreissena polymorpha, 2226 nucleotides. Its product is annotated as cytochrome P450 2U1-like. The record is from RefSeq and is a predicted model, not a curated record. The transcript is spliced from 2 exons. Gene Ontology annotation, molecular function: monooxygenase activity; oxidoreductase activity, acting on paired donors, with incorporation or reduction of molecular oxygen; heme binding. Bases 205 to 1608 code for a protein of 467 amino acids. NCBI's taxonomy places the organism in Eukaryota, Metazoa, Mollusca, Bivalvia, Myida, Dreissenidae.